AUGGGUUCGGGGUCGUCUUCGGCGGCGACGGCCAACCAGAACAUCGGCAUGGGCAAGCUCAGAGAAGACCGCAAGCUGUAUCGUUUGGUCGACAUGCACGGCGGAGGAGAACUUCUACCGUGGCUCAGGUUCGUCGACGCUACAGCCCCGCUAAACAAUUUAUGAGAAAAAUUCAAGAUACGCUCUGAUUAGCAACGACCAUUCGUUCAUUGACGCCUACAUCGACACGAAAGUUCGCGAGUUUCUGUAUAACGGUGGAAAGGGGAAACUAGUGACUGUGACGGAAUUGGUGAAGUUGAGGAAUAAGGUAGGUUUUCCACUCAUUUUAUGAAAUUCGUGUUCAUUGGAGAAAUGAAGGAUUUUCUAUUCGGAAAAAUUCGGAAAGCCAUGUUUUUGCUUAAAUUUCCACUUCAAGUUCAACAGAAACUAUGAUUUAACAAGUAAAAAUACAUUUUCGGUGAAAAUUUUUGAAUUAAAAUGUUUUUCGAAGCCUGGCAAGGCCCAAGUCCGGACAAGUUUUCUCUCAAAAAUGAGGCCUGGGCCGCCCGGCCUGAUGCUCAAGUCUGCCAAUGUCCGAGAAGGUCCGAGGAUUUUUUUUGUGCGGCACGGCGAACUUUAACUGUUAAGAAACUUUUCUUCAUUUCUUUCAAAUUGUUUAUUGUGUGUGUUUUUCAGGUGAAUUUUUGUUCUCAUGCGAUGAGAGAAAAUUUUUUCUUUGUACCCAGUUUUUUUUUCUGGAGCACUUGGCCUUUUAGAUUCAGUUCCGAAAAAUAAUACUAUGAAAUAUUGUCAGUCUUUUUUAUCACGUUGUAGGAACGGAAUGAGCGUCUGGGAGCGUUUUCAAGAAAGAAAGGGAAAGGCAAAAGUGGCCCCAAUGUUUUGGACGACUUCAAUCAAGAAGGCGAGAACGUGGGAGACUUGAAAAAAGGUACGACUCAUUUUAUCAUUUGAUCAUAAAAAAAAAACGAUUUCUUCAAUAAUUGGAAAAUUUAAGCUCUCAAACUACUCGAUGGCGGAGGCAAAGGCGGUCGCGGAGAGUCGAAAUAUCGAGAACUCGCCUGGAAGCUCGAAGAACGAGGUUUUCUUUCCGUUAAUAACUAGUAUAAUAUCCGUAAUCCCAAUUUGUGCUAAGAAAUGGAUUCAGGAUCUAUGGGUGAGACUAUAGUCGGGAUCUGUCUGCUUCAAGCAACCGAAAUUCACAAUCGCUUGGUUCUGAAAGUGUUAGAAGCCCACCCGAAACUCGUCAACGACAUUCAUAUUUCUGAAGACUUUUAUGGUGAGGCUUUGAAGUUCCCAAAAAAUGUGGCUAGUGAAGUGAAGAAAGUCUGAUCUGAAACCCUCGCAGUGUUAUAGUUGACGGUCCAUAGUUUAUUACAAUAAACGCUGCAUUUCAGGCCUAACUCCUCUACAUCAAGCCAUCAUCAACCAGGAUUGCAAGAUGGUCUACACACUUCUCAGACUUGGGGCUGACGUCAAUUCUCGAUGUUACGGCGCCUUCUUCUGUGCCGAUGAUCAGAAGACGUCGCGGACUGACUCCUUGGAGCACGAAUACGUCGAUCUUUCACUGAAGACUAACUAUUCAGGGUGAGAAUUCAAAGACCUUUCAAUAUCUGAACAGGAUGCUGAGUUUUUUCAAAUGCGGAAUAUAAAGCACAUUUGCCGACUUGAGAGGCUGGUGACAGCUGAGAACUCUCUCUCGUUUCUCUUGCCUCUCUAUAAGUAUCAGCUGAUCUUUUGCUCUCUGUCUUAUAAAGUUUUAACAAGGGCUAAAGAAAUGAAAACAACGUGAAAUAUAAGGAAUAUUCCAGUAACAUGUACUUUGGCGAGUACCCGCUUUCGUUUGCGGUUUGCCUGAACCAACCGGACUGUUUCCGACUUUUGCUCGCCUUCAAGGCCAGUCCCAAUGCUCAGGACACCAACGGCAACACGGUUCUCCAUCUCUGCGUCAUUCAUGAGAACAUGGUGGGGUCUGGACCGCGUCUUGUGUCUACACGCGACGCGUGUUUGCAGAAAAUGUUCAAGCUCGCGUUGGACUCUGGCGCCAGCCUUCGAAUGGUCAACAAGCAGAGCCUCACGCCGCUGACGCUUGCCGCCAAGUUGGCCAAGAAGCAAGUUCGUUCUUCGAGUUUAUUAGGGGAUAAAAACGAAAAACGAAAAAAAGUAUCAAGUUUUCAAAACGACAUAAGACAAUCUUUCAGAUGUUCCAAGAGAUCUUGGAGCUCGAAGGAGACAGCGUUUGGGCCUAUGGCGACGCUUCCUCGACGGCCUAUCCUCUCGCUAAAAUUGACACGAUCAACGAAACUUCUGGGGAAAUGAACGAUGCAUCAGCCUUGUCUUUGGUUGUUUAUGGGGUAAGAAAAACAUAUUUUUUAAAUCAUAUAUCUCAUGGAGAUAGUGUAUUUCUUGGUUCAUCCUUCGAAAAUGUGCUUUAAAUCAAUGAAAAAUACCUAAAUAUUGGUUCUCCACGUUUUAUUUGAGAAAAAAACUUGAAAAAUAAAAAUGUCUUUCAGCAAACUGUGGCACAUCUAGAGCUGCUGGACGGCUUGCUGGACACCGUUCUCGAAGCGAAAUGGGAAGCUUUUGCCAGACGAAAGUGAUUUAUUUUUAUUAUUUAUAUGGAAAAAAAACUCAUUCUCUCAGAUUUUACGCAUUUGAAAAUUGACUUAACUUUUGCUUUAUUGAAAAGAAAAAUGUGGCGAGAGAACUUUUUAAUUGAUUUUUUUAAAAACAAGAAAAUGCUUUUUUGGGUUCAGAAACUCGAAAAAGUUCAACUAUUGACUUUGUUCCACAAAAUUAGGUUUGGAAAAGGAUGAUUUGCAGCAUGAUAAUGUCGAUGGCCGCGUUCUCCACGUACUACAUUUGCCUUGUCUGCGCUUUCAUGCUGCGGCCCGUGGGAUGGUCGACGGAGGUCUCCCGAUCAAUAAAACGAUCAAUAAGAGUUCAAUCGAUUAUUUUCUUAUAGAUUUCGACGGAAGGCUGGGUGAAUCGAUAUGAAGCGACGUUCACUGGACAGUACUCUUUGGACAAGGAUAGUGUCACUGUGAACACUAGCGCCGAUGGAAUACAACUCUGGAGUUGGUCUUUCUCGAAGAGGGCGAGAGAUAUUCAAGAUUUUCAGAACCCGAGUUGGCGCAGUGUCAUUUGAGGAAUUACUGGGACAAGAACAUGGAAAUACCCAAUUCUUAUGUGAGUUUGGAAUUUUUACUUCUGAAAAAAGGUAAAAAGAAAUAAUUUGCAAAACCAGCUGAGAAAACUUUUUUAACUUUACAUAUUUGAUUGAAGCUCAAAAAAAUAUAGAGUUUAAAAAAACUAUCGAAAAAUUUCAGUAAGUUAUUUAGAAGCUGUAUUUUUUUAAGGUCCCUUUGAUUCUUCAAGAAAAAUUUAUCUGAUAUUCAAAAAAAUAAUCCAGUGAAAGAAAAAAAAUUGAGUUUUUCGUAUCAAACAAGGUUCAAAAUUUAUAAAGAAAAAAAGCAAAAAAAUAAAGGAACUUUGAAUAAGAAAAAGCAGAAGUUGGUCAUUUCUCUGUUUUUUUCAAGUAGAGGCUCAUCAACAUUUUUUGAAAAAGCUGUGCGAAAUUUGAAUUCAAGCAGGAAUAAAGCCGCUUUAAACUUUAGAAUAGUCUAUUUGGAAAUUUAAAAAAGGUCCGAGCGGUCCAGUUUGUGAGAGUUUCAUUGGGAAAAAGUAUGAAUAAUAUUUGAAUAUCAAAUAAUUUUGAGGUUCGCCUUGGUUUUGAAGCGAUGGUGUUGAUUGGGAUUAUUGGGCAGAUUUUUCUGGAUGCCAGAGACGUUAAAAGAAUUGGUCGGAAGAAAUGGUUCGACGUUCUGGUUUGAAGAAAUCGAGUAAAAACAAAAAAUAUUCAAUUCCAGAAAGCAUUCCCGGCCAAGUUGGCCUACAAAUUGACGUACAUUUUGGUGUUGGCGGUGGUUCCGAUCCGGCUUUUGUGCAACGUUUCGCCGGUUCUUCUGAUCCUCGACAAUACUCUGGCCACUAUCACGAUCAUUCUGACGACAACCCAUUAUUUGUACUAUUUCCGGUGGGUCUGAAAACUUCAAAACUUGAAAUGAAAUGGCUCUUCCAGUGUUAUUCGGUUUGUUGGACCUUUUGUGUUGAUGGUUUACACGAUUAUUGCAACCGACAUCUUCCGGUUCCUGCUUAUUUACGGUAUAUUCCUCAUGGGUUUCUCUCAAGGUUGGAAGUUCCCGUUUAUUUAUAAAGUUUCAAAGUGUCGUUUUUCAGCCUUUUCUCUUAUUUUCUUGUCUUGCGAACGAGAGGCGACAAAUAUCACUAAAACGAUGGCUCAAGAUCCUAAUCACCCGUAUCUGAAAGGCAUGGAUGUAGUGGUACGUUAAUCGUAACCUUUGGAGCUACAGUAGUCCAAUUGAGGUGAUCAAAAACGCCGAAGGAUUUGUGAACGUCAUCCAAAAUCCCGCCGAAGCCUUCGUCCGUACUUUCAUUUUGACAAUCGGCGAGUUCACUGUACUCUACCGUAAUCUGGCCUUGUGUCCCUCCGACACGAUGGUUUGGAUUGGGAAGGUUUGUUCAAAGUGUUACUGGCUUUCCUGGGAAGAUUUUUUUUUUCUUAAAGCUCAGUUCAAUGAUAUUUAUCUCAGUGUUAGAGUUUGUUGGAAAUUCCUUGCUUAGUUUUUUAGAGCAGAGUAAUUGUUGCAAGGCUUAAAAAAGCACCGAGAACGGUUCUUUGUCUAAGGACUGCUUAGCUCAUGAAUGAAAAAAAAAAUUUUUUUUUUUAUUCUGUUCAAUUGUUUUGAAUUUUCCCAUAGGUGAUUAUAAUUUCCAUUUUUUUUUUCCCAUCUUCACAUUUUCAGAUCGUUUUCAUAUUAUUCGAGCUUUUCGUAAGCAUUAUGCAGUUCAAUUUGCUUAUCGCCAUGAUGACACGAACAUAUGAGACUAUUUUCCGGACCCAACAAGAGUACAAAAGACAGGUUCGAGUCAAUCCACUGAUUGGAAAUUAAUGACGAUUCACAGCGAGCUCAAGUUAUUCUGAUGCUGGAGCUCUCGCUGAGUCCGGAAGAACGGCUACAGUACCUUUUGAAGUACUCACGCCCCACUGGAACCAAUAAGAAGACACGAAGUUUGGUUGUCAACAAAAAAGCGCCGGUAAUAUUGAAAAUUAGGUUUUUUCAAUAAUUUUUUGAUUAUAGUUCUACACGGGGACUAGCGAAGAGCAAUUGGCAAAGGAAGAAAAAGCAAGAAAGAUAGUUGAAGAACGGAAAGCAGUUUGGAAGAGGAAGUUGAAGGUGAAGAAUGAAUGUCGAUUCAUUGGUUUCCUAAUCGAAAUACGUUGAGGAUCUCGAAGUGAAGGAAGGAAUCAGACCGACUACCGGCUUUGCGAGGACACCCCGGCCCCACACGCAGUACUUACGGUCAAAAGAUUCGUGA
Molecule: messenger RNA, 5397 nt
Organism: Caenorhabditis auriculariae
Lineage: Eukaryota; Metazoa; Nematoda; Chromadorea; Rhabditida; Rhabditidae
Source: the annotation of a GenBank genome assembly